CCCAAACCCUGGUCUGCUGGACUGACAUAAGCGCAAGAAGUCAUGACUGGUUGUCACAUGGUCUCCAACUGUCCCCUGAGCGGAGCUAGCUGCGCCUCUGCCUCUGGAGAGCGAGUCUGAUCCUUGUGAAGUUUGUGAUCGGUGAGCGCACACCUUCGCAGCGAAAAUGUCCAAGAUGACGCCUGACUGGUAAGGACACUACACUUUACCAGCUGUCCAACCACGACCGCGUGCGAUCCUACAAUACAUGUAGCUCAGGCCGACUUUUUCGCUUUUCAGGCGCUGGCCGCAGAUCUACAUGCAAGAACUGCAUCCGAGUUGAUUCAGUUCGUUCCUGCAUAAUCUUUACGUCGCUUGCGACUAAUUACUUUCGCCCAUUCUUGAGUUUGACCGACGAUUGGGAGAAGGAAGCGAACGCUUCUGGGAGUGGAGUGAGAGUGAAGAGACCGUGACAAUGGCCCAGCCGUAUCAAAGCAUCUCAGCGUCGGAUGGUGACGGAAAACCGUACGGAGAGCAGGUACCCACGGCCGCUCCUCUCACAGCAGCCCCAUCGUAUGGCGCGGCCCCCACGGCGAACAGCGGGACUGCAUACUACACUAGCCGACCGCCGCUGACGGAUCGUCAUGGCGAGAGUAACUCGCUGGUGGGCGACACGCACAACAGGGCAGCCCCGGGCGAGGACGAAGAGGAGGAUUACCUCAAGGAGUUUGUUCGCUCUGAUUUCGAGGACGUUAUUCACGAGCAACCUGGAACUCGCAUCCUGGAGACCUGCCGCACUGUCAACAAACUGACGUACACCUGGGCUAAGCUCAUCUGGUAUCACAUCUUCACGCUGACGUUCGGCAUCCUACUCUCGUUCUGGUGGGCGUUUUGGUUUGCGCUGUACACGCACUUCAUCAGCUGGUGGUACUACCCAUUCUAUCGUCUCUUUAAGAUGACUAUCUACAUGUGGGCGGUGCCGUACAGAGCCAUGUGUCGCGCCUUCAUGCACCCCCUGUACGAAGCAAUUGCGCUGACGUUCAGCAACGUACGCGUCAAGCUUCACCACAAGACCGAAGUCGUGCAUCCCAUCCAGUCCGCAUAAUGGUACACAGUACUGCAUGUGGGUUUAUUGGGUGUUAGCGGCCGUCGUGAGUUCCCUUCGGGAACGGACACGAUAAUUUACUUUUUUUAGGUUUUUUUUACAUGUGGGUCGCCGAAGAACUGGGGGAGCGGGUCAGCCUCCUACCCUAGGCCAUUCGUAUGUUCAUGUGCUGCAUACAGUCUAUGCACAGUUGAGUCAAUGCGUAUACCAUGGUAUGCUGUGCUUUUUUGAAAUUCUAGCCGUGUCGCUCUUCGGCACUCCGUUCUCCAUCACGUUACAGUACUCUGUGCCUGUCACAAUCUCAUGCCUAUCAUUAUCAUAGCGCUAUGAUGUUCGGAUCGUAUUACAGACCUCCACUUCUACAUAUAUAUUUCAUGGGACACGUUGGUCCAUUAAACUUCGGCAAAUUACCUUACCACCUGCGUUGGCUAGGCUAGUUCUAUGUGAUUUUCUUGAAGGUUACGCAUCAGUGAAGAAGAGGUUGGUGUGACUUC
Molecule: messenger RNA, 1578 nt
Organism: Sycon ciliatum
Lineage: Eukaryota; Metazoa; Porifera; Calcarea; Leucosolenida; Sycettidae
Product: caveolin-1-like
Exons: 3
Coding region: 455-1084 (209 amino acids)
Biological process (GO): caveola assembly
Cellular component (GO): plasma membrane; caveola
Molecular function (GO): molecular adaptor activity
Source: RefSeq, a predicted model, not a curated record